ACGUCAUUAAAGACUCACUCUUUGUGGAUAACCCUGUAUAUUAGAACGUGAUAAAGACAUUGUUAUUUUAUUUCAGAUCUAGACCUCGGGCUCAUCUUGCACAGAUCAACAAUGAGUUUGGAACAUGGAUUUAAUUAUGGAACAAGAUUAGGAUCAGGAAUAGGUUUGGGACCAGGAGAAGGGUUGGUAUCAGGAGCAGGGUUGGGAUCAGGAGUAGGGUUGGGAUCAGGAGUAGGAUUGGGAUCAGGAGCAGGGUUGGGAUCAGAGCAAGUGUUGGGAUCGGCAGAGGGUGGAAAACUGCUUCAAUCCCUAGCAGAUAAAUAUAGUAGAAGGCAAAAUAAUCUUCACGGAGCUAGCAGCAGUUCACAUUAUAAAGGGUAUACAGGAGGAGGAGGAGGAGAAGAUGGUCCUGGUCCUGAUCCUGUUCUCUGGUUUCCUGGGGGAGCUGCAGAUUGCGGAGCAGCAGCAGGAGGUGGAGGUGGAAUGAGUACAUUUAGUUUGAUCGCUCUUCUUCUCACUGUAUUCAAUAUAAUUGAUCUACUAGUGAGCAAUGCCAACAACAACAACAACCGCAACAACAUCAACGAUAACACCAACAACCAAAAUCUUAACAGUAAUACUGAGAGUAAUACAAACCCAGGACAAUCAUCAGCUAAUCAGGUUAUGAUGGUUCCUCCCGGAGUAGGACGGAGGAAACGUGAAGAACGAUCUGGAGAAGAUAUAUACCUGGAGAUAGAGAACCUGAACCUGAACCCGGAGAAACAGAUCCAGAACCAAACCAUCUCCUUGACACUUUUCAGUAGAUCGGAUCCAACAUUUAGGAAUAUAUCAGCAUACUUUCAUAAUAUCAACAGAAUGUCCCGUGAUGAUAUUAAAGAUGAACUUGGACUUGGAGCAACGAUGCUUCUUAACUCCUGGCAUAUUAAUCAAGCCGGGGCUAAACAUUGUGCAGCUAGGAGUAUAUGUGAACUAGGACUGAACGGUGGAGUGUGGGGAGAUGUUUCCUCUAAUCUGACUCAGUUUAUAGGACAUAUUAUAGCUAGGUGGUUGAGUGAAGAUGAAAUAUCGGAGCGCCAACUACUGGAGGCUCUAGCGAGGGGUCAACGCUCCGCUCAAGAAUUCAGAGCGACAGUGGAAGAAUUUGGAGAGAAUAGUCUAGACACAGAGAAGGAUGAAGGAUCGGAUACUACCUUGGAUGAAGGAUCGGAAGCUACCGAGGACGAGGGUUCGGAGAAUGACGAGGAUAUAGAUCCUGGAUGUGAAUAUUAUGAUACUGUGUGCCCAGUAUGGAUCUGGAAUAUAAUCGCUAAAAAUAUCAAACAAAAAAGUGAUCAAAUAUAUAAUUUUUAA
This is a messenger RNA of Eurytemora carolleeae, 1350 nucleotides long. RefSeq lists its product as uncharacterized. Bases 112 to 1350 code for a protein of 412 amino acids. The transcript is spliced from 10 exons. The record is from RefSeq and is a predicted model, not a curated record. NCBI's taxonomy places the organism in Eukaryota, Metazoa, Arthropoda, Copepoda, Calanoida, Temoridae.